CAACAACAUGGUCAAUACGUGGGUCUUAGGCCUAAUCGGGAAGUCGUGUGACAUUUUGCGGACAAUCGCGAUAGGCUUUUAUCGCGUAGGCUACGCUACGAAAUGACUGGAUAAGAUCACAUCGAUUCAGCAGUAAAUGAUGAGUGAUUCAUCUUCUUUUGAUUCAGACUCAGAAACAGAGGAAUCUAUAGUCUCUCAAGCAACAUCCAGAAAGCAUCAAUUUUUGGAGGAUGUAGAUGAUGUAAGCCUUCCGAUUGUCAGCCCUCAAGAAGACACAUACACUAAGCCCAAGCAUCAGGCUUUCAAUAAGGCACACCCAAGCCCUAUAAGACCAUCAUCUAUAAAUCAUACAGAUGUUGAAAAUGGAGGACCUUAUCAACAGAAGAACUCACAUAUUAAAUAUGAGGGAAACAGGAAAUUCAAUAGGCCAUUAAAUGUCUCACACAACUAUCAAAGUAAAGAGAGAAAUUCAGAAAACGGCUAUGAAUUUCAACCACAACAAUCUCGACGUGAAAUUCAGCACUCUGCAAGCUCAAGGAGAGAAAAUGAGACUAGAAAAAUUGGGUAUCCUACCCUAUCCAAUUUUCGAAUGAAAGAAAGUCAAAACUACAAUGAAAAUCAAACGUUUAGAUUUUCUAAAAAUGAACAUGAAUUCUCUACUAGCUCAAGACAGCAUAAUCAACAUAGGGUAAAUGAAAGUAAAAGCCAUGUUGGUUAUAAAAAAUUGGAAGAAUGGGCUAACAGCUCAAAUGCAACUGUUUUAGUUUUUCAAAUGAGCCUGGAUGUAGAUGGCUUAUUCCAUCUCCUACAGCAAAGAAAGUUAAAUUUUGAUUGGAUGCUUCACUUAGUUUCAGCUCUCAGGAAAAUAUUGAUGGCGCAGUCUCAAAAAAGUUCUUUAAAAUAUUUUUUUAGUCGGAUUUGUGAAAGCAACUUUUUAAAUCCUCAUUUAUGCUCAUUUGUCAGAGAGUUAAAAAUGCGCAGGCCUCCAGAUAUUUAUAGUAUUUUUCAGAAGAUGAUUGAUAUAAUUGAAUAUUUUAUCCACAACUUGGACAAAUUCAAUGCCAAAUGCAAUGAGUUUUUGCAGGUUAUUAUGGACAUUGGUCAGCAGCUCAAUCUUUUAACUGAAAAUGAUGGCAAUCUUGGAAAAGUUCAGAAACUUAUUCAAAUCACAACUGUUGGGAGAAUUGAACGUAAUCAAGUGGUUUAUCAUCGUGCAGUUUCACAAAGACAAAAGAGGGAUAAAGCUGUUCCUAUUCCUGAUGAUGAAACACCGCCUGAUGAUUUUACUAACAUAGCAAUAUUCCCAGACACUGAAGAAAUAAAUACAUCGGUUGAGCCUUUCCUCAGAGCCAACAAAACUAAAGGCCCAUACAGGGAUUUACAACACUAUCUUGAUAUACAUGCAAGACUCAUGAAAGAAGAUUAUGUAGCUCCAAUACGGGAAGGCUUAAAGGAAUUCAGAGAUGCUCAAGAGAAUAACAGGAAACCAAAAGAAAAUGAACUGCGGUUUUAUUACGAUGUAAAACUGACUAAAAUAAAUUGUGAAUCAGAAGGUAUCACCCACUUUGUAACUUUCAAUAAUUCUCAGCUCACAAAUGUAGAUUGGGAAUUUUCAAAACGUCUUAUGUUCGGCUCUUUGUUAGUAUUUUCUAAAGACAAUUUUGAAACAUUAAUUUUUGCCACUGUUGCAAACAGAAGUGUUACCAUGCUUGAAAGAGGGAUAAUUCAAGUUGUUUUUCAAAAUCAUCUUGAGGAUGUAUUUACUAGUUCAUCGGAAAAUGAUACAUUCAUCAUGGCAGAAACAACAGCUUACUUUGAAUCUUACAGACAUGUGCUUGAAGGUCUUAAAGAAAUGAUAUCUAUUCCACUUGAAAAGUACAUUAUAUUUUGUAAACAUGAAAUAUCACCUCCUGAUUAUUUAAAUGAGAUAACAGCCUAUAACAUAGAAAGUAUAAUGAAGGAAACUUAUGAUGAGUUCCCUGUAUCUGUUUUAGAUGAUGAUGAUUGGCCGGAGUCUAAUGAAACUAACUUGAAUGAUUCUCAACUUGAGGCUUUGAAACUGGCCCUAACUAAAGAACUUGCAAUUAUUCAAGGACCCCCUGGUACUGGUAAAACAUAUAUUGGGUUAAAAAUUAUGAACAUUUUAUUGCAAAAUGAAACGAGUGUUGGAUGUGAAGGGCCUAUUCUUGUAGUCUGUUACACAAAUCAUGCUCUUGAUCAGUUUAUGGAAGGUAUUUUAGACUUUUGCUCAGAUGGUAUUGUUAGGGUUGGAGGAAGGAGUCAAAGUGAAAAACUAGAGAAAUUUAAUCUUCAAGAGCUGCGCAAGAAUCCUGUUAUUGAUAACAAGAUUAAAAAAAGUAUCAGGGUGAAUUUAGACAGGUGUAAUAAAGAAGUAGGCACUAUAAGCAAGGUAGUGAAUAAGCUCUGGCAGGAAUCAAUACGUCUCGAGACAACCAUUCUGAAAGUAGAUGAUCUUGCUGAUGAAAUCAGUGAUGUCCAUUCAAAUUCAUUAAAUGACCCCAGUCGUACUAAAGGUAUUAACUCUCAAGUAAUGGAAAUCUGGCUGAAAGCUUCAAAUGCUAACAUGGAGAAUCAUUUACUAAAGGUUUCUAAGAGGCAUCUGUGUGGGGUUAUAGCCAAAGGAACUGAACAUCAAUCUGAUACAGUAUGUAAAGACUAUGUAAGGAUUGUUUUUCAGGAUCGAGUUCAAAUUUAUCAUUUUUGGCUAAACAAAUAUAAAGAGAUUUUAGAAAAUAAGGUAAACCUUUUGCUCUCAAAUGAUCCAGAGAAUUUUCAAGAACUUGAUCCACUUCUGCAACUAUCAGAAGAAGCCAACCGAGACAUUCUGCCUGAUGAUGUACUAACACCUUACAUGAGUGAUAAGGUAUAUGAAUUAGUUAAAAAAGCUGUGUCUCAAGAGAAUAAGAAAGUUGAGUGCGAAAAUAAUUAUCUUAGACUAUGGCUUUUGGGCAGUUUUCAAGCCGCAGAUAAGAUUCUUGAUGCCAUUGAGCUACUGACCACAGUUAAAAAAGAUACCAAUCAAGCUGGCAGAAACAAAAAAGCAUUUGUUGAGACUGAGGCUGCUAAACAUGCUAAACGUUGGGUUAUUGAAGACACUGAUGAAAGUGCUUCAGAGAAUGAGACUGAAGAUGACAGUGAAAAUAGUGAUGGUGGUGGUGAAAAGCUCAGGACGGAUCUCAAAGAACUUGAGCAAAGAUAUGAGCAACUCAAGACCAAAGAAAUCAAACUGCUAGAGCGUGCCAAAAUGUUUGGAAUAGAUCUUUCGGAGACGGCAGAUGAAGCAGGGGAGGAUGACUGGCAGACAGUAAACAACAUGUCUUAUGCUAAAGUCUUUCAUUUAUAUAACAGAACUGUAGCUUUUACUGAAGAGGAAGUGUCAGAAAUAACUAAUGUGUGGAAUCUUACACUUGGCGAUCGCUACAAACUUUAUAAGUAUUGGGUUUCAGAGAAAAAGCGCAAACUAACUGACAAUUUAAUAAGUGUGACGAAGGAGUAUAAAGAUAUCUUACAAAGAAAGAAGGAAGUUUCCCAAUUAAAAAAUAUUGAAAUCCUGAAAAAGGCAAAAGUGAUCGGCAUGACAACAACGGGAGCAGCCAAACACCGGGCAGUCUUACAAGACGUCGGGUGUCCAAUCAUAAUUGUUGAGGAGGCUGCAGAGGUACUUGAAGCCCAUAUUGUGACAACACUAAACAAUAGAUGUAAACAUCUCAUCUUAAUUGGUGACCAUCAGCAGUUGCGACCAAGUCCCACUGUCCAUAAACUUGCUGUAGAUUAUGAGUUAGAAAUUUCACUUUUUGAACGCCUUGUAAAGAAUAGAGUGCCCCGUGUUACUCUCACAGAGCAACAUCGAAUGAGACCUGAGAUCUCAAGAUUCAUCAGACACAUUUAUCCACAUUUAGAGGACUAUGAUUCAGUACAUAGCUAUGAAAAUAUUAUUGGAGUAAAAUCAAAUAUUUUCUUUCUACAACAUUCAAUCGAAGAGAGUGUAGUAGAGGACAGUACAAGCAAGUCAAAUGUUCAUGAAGCAAAGUUUGUAACUGCACUGUGUAAAUAUUUUCUGCAGCAAGGAUAUCAAGGUAGACAGAUCACAAUUCUUGCUGCAUACAGUGGCCAGGUAACAUGCAUUAGAAAUCAUAUGGAACCAGAAGAAAAUCUUUAUGAAUUUGUCAGAGUCACGUCUAUAGACAACUACCAAGGAGAAGAGAAUGAUAUAGUUUUAGUUUCUCUAGUAAGAAGCAAUCAAGAAAACGAGGUUGGCUUUUUAAAAACUGACAACAGAGUUUGUGUGGCUUUGUCCAGAGCUAAAAAAGGUAUGUUUGUUAUUGGAAAUUUGCAACUGCUUGCUACAAAGAGUUGGCUUUGGAGAAAUAUUUUAGAAACGGCACAAGACAAGCAUGUAACAGGAGUGUAUAUGAAGUUGGUUUGUGUUAACCAUUCUCAUCAUGAAACUGUUGUUAUCAAUGGUGAAGAUUUUCAGAAAGAAGUUCCAGAAGGUGGUUGUAAUAAAAAAUGUGAGGCUAGACUACACUGUGGGCAUACUUGUACCAGAAUGUGCCACGCAUCAGAUAGGUUUCAUGAAGAAACAAGGUGUGAACAGCCAUGUUCAAAGACCUGCCCAAAAGGACAUAAGUGUCAAAAGCUUUGCUAUGAGCCAUGUGGUAGCUGUGAAGUACGUGUGUUGAAAACCAUGCCUUUUUGUGGCCAUGACGAUAUGGUUCCUUGCUCUAAGGAAGUGGAAGAUGUCGAUUGUUCUCAGAAUUGUGGACAAAAAAUGGCAUGUGGCCACAUCUGCCGUGGUCAGUGUGGAAAAUGUUCAGCUGAUGCACAACAUCAUCCCUGUAUGGAAAAGGUGGAUAAAAAGUGGUCUCCUUGUCAGCAUUCAAUGUCUGUAGAGUGUCACACUGAUAUUACUGUAGAUCCUUGUCCAGAAAAAUGCCCAGAAAAACUUGAAUGUGGCCAUAAAUGUAAAGGUACAUGCGGAGGUUGUCUCUCUGGUAGAGUACACAAGUCUUGUGGUGAGAAAUGCAACAAAAUUCUUCCCUGUGGUCAUCUUUGUACUGGACCUUGUGGUGGCCAGUGUGUGCCCUGUUCUUCAAGAUGUCUGACUGCAUGUAGGCACGGCCCCUGUAGCAAAACAACCUGUGGGGAGAAAUGUGACACAUGCAUUGAAAACUGUGCCAUGAUCUGCCAGCAUCGUCACUGUAAUAUGCGAUGUGUGGAUGAGUGUUUAGAACCUUUGUGUACCAAAAGAUGCAACAAACUUAUUAUUUCAUGUAAACACAAGUGUGUGUCGCUUUGUGGCGAACCGUGUGUUUGUUAUGAUUGUGAAAAAGAUAAAUUUACUCUCAUAGAUUCAAGCAACAAGAAAAAACAUCAACUAGUCAUUGCUCACGAUAAACGUGAGAGAGCUAAAAAAUUUGAAGUUGAUCAAGAUACAAUUUUAAUGAAAAUCCCAAAAUGUGGUCACAUAUUUACCUUAAAACAACUUGACAAAUGGGUUGAAGAUUUUGAGCCAGACACAACUCAUUAUAUUCGCUGUCCUAACUGUACAGUUCCAAUCCAAAUGAUAGCAAGAUAUGAACCAAAAAACAAACAGAGAGCUGAGAGAAGAGAAAACCUAAAAGACAUGGUUAUAACUGAAUCAAGCAUUUCAGAUGAAAAAGUUGAGAAAAUAAUCCUUUCAAAACAAUUUAUUAAUAACUUUUGUUCAGUAGAUGAAGGUGAAUUUCUGACCAGAAAACCAAAGGAAAUAGAUUUUAAUCAUGCUUUAACCUUAACACUUCAGAUAAAAUUUGCUUAUGCACUCCUAAAGAUUUUUGAAAUUCAUCAAAAUUUUAAUGAAAAUGAAUUUAAUAUAAAAAAAUGGAAGCUGAUUAUCAAUUCAAUGCAAAGAAACGUAACUGAUCAGUUUUAUAGAGAGAUGACCUUAGAGCUCCACAGGUUGCUAUUGUUAGAACAGAUCUACAUCUUGAAUGGAUUUCUGGAUGAUAUCAACUGCAAACCACCAGAGGAAUUAAGGAAGCAAGUCCGCAAUGUUUUAAAGGAGAAACCUAAGCUGACAAGUAAUGACAGACAAAUACAUCAGUCCUUAGCAGAUUCACUCUAUCAACUCUUUGAUCAUCUAGAGCCAGAUGAUCAUUGGCUAAAUAAGACCAUGGAACUUAAACAAUACAGUAAACUUGUUACUCAAGUUCUUGAUAUACCAAUGUCUGAGGAUCUGUGUGAUUUUCUGCACUGAAAGUACUGAAAGUUUACAUAAGAACAGGUACUGGAAAACGUUCUAUACGGAGAUGAAAUUGAGAAAGCACAUUGACAUUUAAAAUGUAAUACAGACAAAUCCAUUAGAUAAAGAAAUGUUGAAUGUAAAAGGGAAUCAUGAAAUUGUAGUUUUAAAAAGUUAAUUUCAAUAUUACUGUUACAGUACAACUCUAUUAAAAUAGCGAUUUCCUAACAAUUUUUAUGCAAAAUGGAAACUUUUCUUACAUUUAGUGUUAGUUUUUUUGUUUUUAAUAAACAGUGUUGUUUUUUUUUAGCAUUAUUCUCAGUACAACACUUUCCUCCUGCUAAGUAUUAUAAAUUGAUCAAUUAAAAUUAAAACAUAGUUUUUUAUUUUGCCAAAGUUUUAUUUAAUGACUUUUUCUGUAAUUUAAGCAGAUGAUGUAGUUUAUUAUGUUUUCAUUUGCAUUGUAAGUAUUUUAAAAAUGUAUUAAUUUUACAAAAUUUUUAGAAAGAUGGAUGAAUUUAAUUUUAAAACCAUUUCUAGAUAUAUGAGGUGUUAUUUUUUAAAAUGUUGCAUGCUUAUUUUCUGUUAAUUUUAUGUUAUGAAGCGGAAACUAUUCGCCAUAACUCGACACUUAAGCAUAUCUUUUUUUUUUGCAAUUUGAUAAAAAAAUUUUUUAAACCAGUACUAAAACUGAGACAUUUUAAAGUCUUAUAAUUUCUAUAAAAAGAAUAAUCAAUAUUUGUUUAUAUCCCAUUGAUUUACAUUUAAUAUUUUAUUGUUUAUAAAAAUAAUUUAUAUGAUCUGUAUGUUUCUAUAGCUAUCUAACUUCAUUUUAAGACUUAAAAUAAAAAUGAAUAGAUCAUACCUUUCAAAAUAAAUAUGCAGCAAUGACAAACUAACAUGACAAUGUGCAGCUUAAGAGUACAUUUUCAAUUGAUACGCAACUUAUAUUUUUAAAAUAAUUUUUAGUUUUAAAAUAAUUUUUAGUAUUUGUAGCAAUCAUUAAGAUUUGGUUUAAGCUAUAUAUAUAUAUAUACAUACACACAUACACUUUUGUAUAAUGAUUUUUAAAAUCCUAAUUCCUUUUUUUUAAAGAAAAUGUAUGUUUUAUACAUUAUAUGUUUAUAUACAUUUUGCAGUCAGGACUGCAGAGUCUGUCAAAUAUUCACAGACAACCUUGACCAAUUGUAAGAGCAACUCUGAUCAUGACUCAUGUACAUUUUUGGACUUGUGCUUACAAAUUUUUGAAUACCCAUAGCAGUCUGUGCCAAUAGUGCCAGCAUAUUUGUCAAAGUGUUUAAUCGCCUUUCAUUGUUCAAUUUUUAAAAUGCAUGGAAUUCGGGUUGAGUAGAAGUGCUCAAAGCUUGUUUUUUAAGAAAAUAAAAUAUUGAUUUUA
Messenger RNA from Physella acuta, 7640 nucleotides. Its product is annotated as NFX1-type zinc finger-containing protein 1. Gene Ontology annotation, cellular component: nuclear RNA-directed RNA polymerase complex. NCBI's taxonomy places the organism in Eukaryota, Metazoa, Mollusca, Gastropoda, Physidae. The record is from RefSeq and is a predicted model, not a curated record. Gene Ontology annotation, molecular function: helicase activity. Gene Ontology annotation, biological process: regulatory ncRNA-mediated heterochromatin formation.